AUGAUCACAAACCCUAGUAGCACCAAGACCACUGUAACUUCACAACAACAGUCGAUGUUGCGUCUAGACUUCAUCUUAGGCUGCAUUCGGUAUAUUGUCUCCCAGUACCCAUACUCGCUUCCGAAUAUGAAAAAAACAAUGAUUUCUCCACAUCCAGAACUAAACAAUAAGUUCCCUGUCCCCGGCGCAACAACUUUGCGCGACUUAAAGAAAGACUUCGUGUCAAAGACUGACGUCUGUGGCAGUCUAGGACCUUCGAAGGACAUCAACGCUCUAACACUUGAAAGCGAUGCACCAUCCCUGAAGCGCAAAAUCGAUUUUGGUGACUCGGUCACCCCUCGAAAGCGACGUAUUCUGGAAUCCUAUUCUACAGGCGACAUGUGUCAAGUUGUUGCGGUAUAUUCUGAUAUCACGUGUCAAGUGGAUGUUCAACUAGGUCCCUUUGGGAUCAAAUGUGUGACACUUUAUGAGCCAUACAACACCAAGACCUUCAUAUGGUCUCUACCUGCGGAAAUCCUCAUCGCUACCGUCGCACUUCUAGGAGCGCAAGAUCUGCAUUCUGUCACGCAAGUUUCUUCUCUGUUAAGAGAAAUCGCUGCUCCGCUGUUCUUCGUCCAAAGAGACUUUCCAACUUCCCCGAAGAAUCUAUUUCACAUUCGUGUGGACUCACCAAAUUUUGAUGUCUUGUCAACUUGGAGAUGGAUGGAUAAUUUUUGUCUGCCCGAGUCCAUCCCCCACAAGUCGAUAAAAUACAUCACACUAUUUUGGAAUUUCGACAUUCUCACUUCCCCGGUUCUCUCUCAAAUGGUUGCAUUACUAGAAAAUAUCUGUGCUUCUGGUGUCGAAGAACUGACGUGCAUGGGUUUCUGUGAUGGCGCAGUCUCGCUGUCUAUCACUGGCCUUACCCGAAUCCAGGCGUGUAUAGUCCGUCACCCUGCUUGUGUCGGCCAUUGUGACAGCAUCGGAUAUCUCCUCCUUUCCCUACCUAAUAGUCAUUCUAGUGCAGCGAUGAUGUGUUGGUCGGGCACCCGUUCAAUGGUCUGCAUCAAACACUUGGCGAUUGACUGCUCAGAUGGUUCAGCCAGUGCUACAGGUGCUACAAGUGAUUCAUUGGCACUAUCUGCGGCUUGGAUUCAAGCCCUUCCUCAAGUCAAGUGUGUUACUUUGCAAGGUUACUCGGCUACUGCUGCCGGGGAUCUUGUCGACAUUAUGCGUAGCUUUGCUCUGGGCGAUGUCGAACUGGCUGUAGAUCUGCAGGUCUCACCAGAUGGGCCGGGAGGCAAAUUAUUCCCGAUGGAGGCGGACAGGUGGGCCGAGGUAGUUGGAUAUUAUGCAGAUGGGUGUAUUAAGGUAGAUGUGUAUGAGAUAGAUGGGUAG
Molecule: messenger RNA, 1377 nt
Organism: Suillus plorans
Lineage: Eukaryota; Fungi; Basidiomycota; Agaricomycetes; Boletales; Suillaceae
Exons: 11
Coding region: 1-1377 (458 amino acids)
Source: RefSeq, a predicted model, not a curated record